Messenger RNA from Telopea speciosissima, 3066 nucleotides. RefSeq lists its product as uncharacterized. The transcript has 20 exons. Lineage: Eukaryota; Viridiplantae; Streptophyta; Magnoliopsida; Proteales; Proteaceae. The coding region runs from base 251 to 2890 and encodes 879 amino acids. The record is from RefSeq and is a predicted model, not a curated record.
CUCUGUCUAUCUAUUCUGCGAUUCUUGUGAACAAGGAAAACCCUAAUUUCUAGAUCUGUUAAACCCUAAAAUUCAAAAUUUCCUUCUUUCUUUCAACUUCGAAGUUUGGAUUUGGAGGCGUUUUUCUUGUAGGUAGGGAGCCUUAUUUAAUGCCUUCAGAUUCAAUCCUGGAAGAUUUGGUUGACAGGCGUCAGAGGUUAAUUCAGUGGUUUAGUUGGUUUAUUUUAAAAUUCAGAGAAAAGCCUUUUGGAUGGGAGAAGGUGCUGUCUGCUUGACAGUGGCAACCGAUGGGGAGGUGGCAUUGGGUGAUUCAUCCAGAACUGAAGUAAAGCGUGGUCAUCAAUGGGUUGCAGAUGCUAUUGAAUCAGUGUCCUUGCCCAACAAGAAGCAAGCAAAAGAAUUGUCAAACGAUGACCUGAACUCGGAAAUUUUGAAUCCAAAUGUCUCUCCGAAGGAAAAUGCAUCCAGCUUUCAAACCAUCUCGAGCCAACCCCCCGAGUUAGAAGGGGAGAAUAAAUUGGGAGGUGGUGAUGUUACAUCUAGUAGCACAGAGAAUUCAAGUAUGGAGAGCACGAGCGAUGAGGAGCAUAGUAGUGAUGACUCUGCUGUUGCUGUAUCUACCUCUCAAGUUAUAAUGGAAGUUCCAAAACCUACUAGUUCCACUGGGAUUAGGAGAAUAAUUUUCAAGUUCAGCAAGAGCAAAGAGGACUAUACAUCUCCUCCAGCAGGUCAGUCUGUAUGCAAUGGGGUUGAAAAUGACCUCACUUAUGGUGGAUCUCGGGAGUAUCAUACGAUGAAGUUGGAUAAUUCAACUGCAGACAUGCUAGUAUGUACUCCUAGAAAAGUUGUCUCUGAAGCGGGAAACAAGCUUAAAUGUUCUCCCAAAAAGAAGAUGGAAUUUAAAAUGUCCAAGAAGGUUGCCAUGAACAGCUACCUUAAGAAUGUCAAAAGGUUGUUAUCAACUGGCAUUCUUGAAGGAGCUCAUGUGAAGUAUAUUUCCCUUAUUCAGGAGAGAGAGCUUCCUGGCAUUGUGAAAGGUUCUGGAUAUUUGUGUGGUUGUACACUAUGUAAUUUUUCUGAGGUUCUUAAUGCUUGCGAGUUUGAGCAGCAUGCAGGGUGCAGAACCAAACAUCCAAAUGUGAGCAUAUUCCUGGGGAAUGGGAAGUCUAUUCAUGGUAUCGUCCAAGAGCUGAGACGUACACCAGUCAACUUGUUGCGUGAAGUGAUUCGAAGUGUGGUUGGAUCAUCAUUAAAUGAGAAGUUUUACCUGGUCUGGAAAGAAUCACUCCAAGCAUCAAAGCUUCAGGAAAUUGGCGUAAAGUUAGAAAAAGAAAGACAGUCUCAACUAGAGCUUCUUGACCAGUCUAAUCCAAUUGAAAGCUGUCCUAGUGACUCUGCUGAAGACAGCCGUGGCCUUUCUUCAACUUACUUGAUCCCAGAGUUUCCUAUCAAAGAGAGGUCCCAUGCGAAGCAAAAGAAACCAAAAGGGUGGAAACGCAUGGUUCAAAGGCCAAAUUGCAAGAGUUAUAACUCGGUUGUGGGACAGAAGAAAACUCCUGGAUGUGGGGUUAAGAAAAGGGAUAAUGAUCUACACCGAUUACUUUUCCUGCCAAAUGGGCUUCCAGAAGGAGUAGAGCUGGCUUAUUGUUCCAAAGGACAGAGAUUACUUCAAGGCUAUAAGCAUGGAAAUGGCAUAGUUUGUAGUUGCUGCAACAGUGAGAUUAGCCCCUCACAAUUUGAAGCUCAUGCUGGAUGGGCAGCUAGGCGUCAACCGUACCGUCACAUCUAUACGUCAAAUGGACUGUCACUUCAUGAUCUAUCAAUUUCAUUGGCAAAUGGGCAGAGUCUCACUGCUAGUGACAAUGAUGAUACAUGUACAGUUUGUGGAGAAGGAGGAGAUUUGAUCCUUUGUGAUGGAUGUCCUCGAGCAUUUCAUGCAGCUUGUUUGGAAUUACAGAACGUCCCAGAAGGUGAUUGGCAUUGUCUGUAUUGCAAAGAUAAAUUUGGCUCUGGCAGAAAUGCUAUGAUAAGGUUGACAAGCAUUGUCAGAGAACCAGCAAUCCAAAUAGGUGGUUGUGCUGUUUGCAGGGCCCAUGACUUCGUUGACAAAACAUUUAAUGAGCGUACAGUUUUGCUCUGUGACCAAUGUGAGAAAGAGUUCCAUGUUGAGUGUUUGAGGGAAUGUGGACUGUGUGAUUUGAAAGAAAUUCCCAAGGGCAAGUGGUUUUGCUGCGAGGACUGCAAUAGGAUCCAUCGCGCUUUACAGAACUUAAUUCUCCGUGGAGCAGAGAUGAUUCCAAGUGCAGUUUCAGGUGUGAUAAAGAGGAAGCUCAUAGAGAAAGGCCUAGUUGAUGCAACUGAAGAUAAUGUGCAUUGGCAACUCAUAAGCGGGAAAGACGACUUUCCGGACCAUCGAUUGCUACUUUCCAAGGCUGCUGCAAUCUUUAGAGAUAGUUUUGACCCUAUAGUUGGAUGGUCUGGUCGUAAUCUAAUUCCUGCUAUGGUCUAUGGGAAAAAAGUAGAUGGGCAAGAAUAUGGAGGGAUGUACUGUAUUGUUUUAUGUAUAAAAUCAGUUGUUGUAUCUGCUGGAAUUCUCAGAGUUUUCGGUCAGAAAGUUGCGGAACUUCCUCUGGUAGCUACAACUAGGGGAAACCGAGGAAAGGGUUAUUUCCAAGCAUUGUUUGCUUGUGUAGAGAGGUUGCUGUGCUCCUUGAAUGUGGAAAACCUUGUACUACCUGCUGCUGAGGAUGCUGAAACAAUCUGGACUAAUAAAUUAGGCUUUAGAAAGAUGACCAAGGAGCAAUUAUUGAAGUAUACAAAGGACUUCCAGCUGAUGGGUUUCCGGGGAACUUCAAUGUUAGAGAAGGAGGUGUCGCGGUUUACAGAUUAACAGCCUUCCUCACCUCAUUUGGAGUUUUGUCAGGUUUUAGUGUAAUUAGAUUUUAUUUUUUAUUUUUUAUUAACUUUCCCUUCUUUUGCUGCUAUUUUGUUUAUAGGCAGCAGGAAUCAUUGUUUUAGAAAUGACAGAAAAUUGACAGUUUGUUGUAAUGUAAGAAUGACUAAAGA